AUGGCAGAUUACAAUCAACAAGUUCAAUUUGGUCACCAACCACGCCAACUUUCCAUCAUGACGGUGCUAUCUGCAUCAGUGGCAGCUAUAGCCAUAGGAGGACCCAUGUUGGCGAUGAUGGGAUUCAGUUUUUUGGUGUCCACCACGCUUCUUGUGGUGUGUUCACCCCUUUUCUUGCUCUUUAGUCCCUUGCUUGUGGGUGUUGGCCUUGUGUUUGUGGGAACAUUGGUUGGUUUUGCUCUUGCUACGGUUAUGGCUCUCACUGGUCUUUCAAUUUUCGGAUGGCUUACUAGGGAAAUUAGAGUGAGGAUUGGGGGUUUGAGCAAGUUGAGGGAGCAACCCCACAUCAUGAAGAGAAAGAGAGGGGAUUAUUGGACUGAUAAUUUUGCAACAAACACAGCUUAA
Abrus precatorius (Indian licorice) is the source of this 405-nucleotide messenger RNA. Its product is annotated as oleosin S1-2. Gene Ontology annotation, biological process: lipid storage. The transcript has a single exon. NCBI's taxonomy places the organism in Eukaryota, Viridiplantae, Streptophyta, Magnoliopsida, Fabales, Fabaceae. Bases 1 to 405 code for a protein of 134 amino acids. Gene Ontology annotation, cellular component: monolayer-surrounded lipid storage body; membrane. The record is from RefSeq and is a predicted model, not a curated record.